UCCGACAGACUUGUGUAUUCCUAUGAUACCUUAAAAAUACGGUUUAUACAAACAAAAAAAGUGAAUGGCAAUGGAAAUCAACAUUAUACGCAUAUAUUGCUUAUUGCUAUACCUGGGUAUGGGAAUCCAAAGCAUCCUAGGUGCGAAUGUGACAGAAAUCUUUAGGGACGAUUUCAACGGUACAGCUUUGGAUACUACAAAGUGGUACAUCCAGAAAGACUAUCCGGAAUUUACGGAGCACUACGAUCCCGGCAAUGUGCGCCUGGAGAAGGGCAUCCUUAAGUUGCGCGCCGGUAACCGCCGCAACGGCAACGUAACUGUCUUAACGGGCGCCCGCAUUUUCACGGGAGACAAAUUCAGUUUCAGCCAGGGCGAAGUGGUCAUGCGGGUGAAAUUCCCGGUAGCCAGUAAUCAGCAGGCCGGCGCUGGAUUAGCGCUGCUUCCUUGUAUGAGCACCGCGAUACGGGACUGCUCAAAAAACGAGUCGUUGCCCAUUCCGACGGUAUAUGUACAAAGUACUACGCCCAACGUGCUGGACGGGAUUCUAACGUACGUGGACGAAGCGGGUCGAACUUUGGAGCGCACUUAUUAUUUUUACAAUGAUGAAGAUCUGUCGCUGGAUUAUCACACUAUUAGAUUGGUUUGGACGCGGGAUCUUUUUGCCUGGUUCGUGGAUGAGGAGUUGGCUUUGAAUCAGACUGUACCAGGACUGUCUAGGUGGCCGAGAAUGUAUUUACAAAUAACUAUGAUCAGCACGGCAAUUUAUAGCCAGCCUAACUAUCCGUUUGAUGCCGCCGAUGUACCGCACCAAGAAUUCUGCAUUGACUACAUCUAUGUUCAUCAAUUCACCAAUGCCAUUUGGAAAGACUAUACGAUACCAGCCGUAUUAGCAACCGUUAUCCCAGUGACGCUCCUCACAGUCCUUGUAACACUGAUUGGGAUCAAAAUGAGGAGCAGGCGACAGCGGCAUGGCAAUAUGCAGAAAUUGUACGGCGCGAACCGUUUCGUUUCCACUAUGUAUAGUCUGAAAAAUCUACUGGCUCGAGAUAAUGCCACAUUUCGCGUAUGCUCGGAAAUUCAGCAGCGCGUUCAGCAGUUAGAAGUUCCAUUGAGCAACAUCCGCCUAACGGAAGAGGUUUUAAAUUCCAACAACACCAGUGUUACUCUAAAAGGCUACGCGACAGGAAUCCACGGGGAAGAAGGAUUGACAACAAUUGCUGUCAAACGAUUGCAGCUCGCGACUGAAGCCUCUCAAAUUCGAUUGCUACGCCAGGAACUGGAAAUCUUAGUGAAGGCUGGUCAACAUGUCAACAUAAUUACGCUUUUGGGCGUCGUGCUGAAAGGCGACUUCUUUCUACUGCUUGAGUUCGCCGAAUACGGAGCGUUGCCGGACUAUCUCCAAGCGCACCGUGGCGCUUGGUUUUACAACCAGGUUGACGCAACGGGCAACCUUUUGCCGUUUGACGAAGACCAGGCCAACCAGCUUCAGCAAACACUAAACGAACCCCCAUCGAAAUUCGACAGGGAAAAUUUUGACUGGCAGAUUCUGUCCACGCGUAGUCUGCUGCGUUUUGCGCACCAUGUUAGCCGCGGACUGGAAUAUCUCCACGCCCGUUCCAUCAUCCACCGUAACUUAUCCGUCACAAAUAUUCUAAUCUGCUCUGGGCAAGUAGCAAAAAUUUUUGGAUUUGAGAUGGCUCAGCAGGCCACCGAGUACAUCGAAACAGAUUCUGUGGAGGUCUUUUCGCCACGCUACUUGGCUCCGGAAUCUCUCAGCGCAAGCAGGUUUUCGACCAAAUCCGACAUUUGGUCGCUGGGCGUGGUGUUAUGGGAAAUGUUCAGCUUUGCGGAAAGUCCUUCCGCUGUCGAUGCAGAUACAAAUGCAUGCGACGACGUUGAGUUUACUAGGUUCUUGGCCAGUGGUCGGCGCAUGCCAAGACCGGAAAAAUGCCCCAGCGUGAUAUUUGACCUGCUGCCUAAUUGUUGGAGAACAGUUCCUGAUGAGCGACCGAAUGCUUUAUCCGUAAUGAAAGCUUUACAAAACGCCAAUGAGGACCUCAUGGAGCACACCUACCUUCACCUGGAUUACUGGCAUUCCCAAGGAGAUAAUCUCCAAAGCGUUGCUGCGAAAGAAAACCACAUCGAAGCGAAUUCGAUCAAGGGCUGAGCGUGACCGCCGUGCCGUAGAAUUUAUCGAACCGACAGUUAUUUUGGAAACCGUAUGUCAAUCUUGCCAAUAAAAAAACUUGCCAGAGAAUGAUGCUGAAAAGCAGCCUCUCUGAAUACUUUAUCGACCUUUGAUAUAAGAUUAUGCGUUGAAUUCCCGCGAUUGGAUAAUAGUUCUUUUGCUCUGAUUCGGUGCACGUCUGUCAC
Paramacrobiotus metropolitanus is the source of this 2373-nucleotide messenger RNA. Its product is annotated as vascular endothelial growth factor receptor 1-like. The transcript is spliced from 7 exons. Gene Ontology annotation, biological process: positive regulation of kinase activity; cell surface receptor protein tyrosine kinase signaling pathway; protein phosphorylation. The coding region runs from base 65 to 2167 and encodes 700 amino acids. Gene Ontology annotation, cellular component: signaling receptor complex. Gene Ontology annotation, molecular function: hydrolase activity, hydrolyzing O-glycosyl compounds; transmembrane receptor protein tyrosine kinase activity; ATP binding. The record is from RefSeq and is a predicted model, not a curated record. NCBI's taxonomy places the organism in Eukaryota, Metazoa, Tardigrada, Eutardigrada, Parachela, Macrobiotidae.